AUGUUUCCGAGAAUUCAAGGACUGUUUCAUUCCGUUACGGACAAGCGGUCGCAGGGUAACGAGUGUGGAGAAAACAGUGUUACCAUAGUGUCGGAGAAAAAGAUAGAAGAUGAUGCAUCAGACUCAUCUAGCGGCGAGAAUGUUGAAAUUGAAGAUAAACCUCUUCCUAUCGUCGAGCCAGCUCUUGACACUUCGGAGGAAGGUCAUGCCGCACAAUGCACGUGUCCUAAUUGCGAUGAAGUUUUAUCCAGAUUCUCCGAGUGCAGCAUAUGCUUGGAACCGUUACAGUGCUGUGGCCCAUGCGUAUGCCCUUGGUGCGGCGGCGUUUGGUGCGGACGAUGUUCAAGGAGAAUGUCCAGAUGUGCGUGGUGUCGAGGGAGCCUUCGGGCUCCAGCAGCACCCUGUCUAGCCUUACAGCGGCUCAUCAACGACCUUAUGUUACCUUGUCGAAAUUAUAGACGCGGCUGCACAGAACUACUGACAGCCACCACCAGAGCAAAGCACGAGGAAGCAUGUAAAUAUGACACUAUGAUAUGCCCCAUCACACAAACAUGCUGCUCAGUAGCUUUCGAGGAGCUCUCAGCACAUCUUCAGUCCCACCAUAACAUCAUCGCGGUCUACUCACAGAAGAUCAAAAUCCUCAUAGAAAACUUCCAGACCAAACUCAAAAAGACUGCGUGCUGCAGGACGAAGUAUAAAAUAAUUCUACUCUACCAGAAGAGUGCCUUCAUUAUCAAAGUAUGCAUCUACAACUUCCACGUCAAAGUUGAAGUGAUGAGACGCAAGCUAGGGUACAUAGCGGAUGCGAAGUCCGAAACAAAAAAGAGCGAAUACUGUGCAUUAAUUGAAUUCCAAAGCAAGGCAUUGUGCACAAAAUCAGCAAUAUUAAUAGAAAAUGAAGCAUAUAGUAAAAAGGCUGAGGUACAGUGGAACGAUAUAAUCAUGAAAUCUGAUACAGACGAAGCCAUCACAAUUCAUGUUAAUAUUGGAAAAUCUGACGCCGAUCUUUUGAAAAAGGAACCCACGAAUUCAUGA
Molecule: messenger RNA, 1035 nt
Organism: Parnassius apollo (apollo)
Lineage: Eukaryota; Metazoa; Arthropoda; Insecta; Lepidoptera; Papilionidae
Source: the annotation of a GenBank genome assembly